AUGUUCCGUGCUGGCCUCCGUUCAAUCACUAGAGCUCAGCGACAGGCGGUAAAGUCUAAGCCGUUGGUGCUUUUCAUGAAAGGAACGCCCGAUAUUCCUCAGUGUGGAUUCUCUCGGGCCGUCAUUCAGAUUUUGGGCUUGCAUGAGGUGCCCAAGGAGAAGAUGCAAACGUAUAAUGUUUUGGAGGACCAGGAGCUGAGAAACUCUAUCAAGGAAUACUCCGAAUGGCCAACCAUCCCUCAGCUAUAUGUCAAUGGCCAAUUUAUUGGUGGAUGUGACAUUGUUAUGAACAUGCACCAAUCUGGUGAGCUUGAAGAACUGUUGGAAAAGAAUGAAGUUAUCCCGCCGGUCCCACCUGCAGCCAAAACCGAGUAG
Rhizoctonia solani is the source of this 375-nucleotide messenger RNA. Its product is annotated as monothiol glutaredoxin. The record is from RefSeq and is a predicted model, not a curated record. NCBI's taxonomy places the organism in Eukaryota, Fungi, Basidiomycota, Agaricomycetes, Cantharellales, Ceratobasidiaceae. Gene Ontology annotation, molecular function: disulfide oxidoreductase activity. The coding region runs from base 1 to 375 and encodes 124 amino acids. The transcript is spliced from 5 exons.